Molecule: messenger RNA, 2730 nt
Organism: Dentiscutata erythropus
Lineage: Eukaryota; Fungi; Glomeromycota; Glomeromycetes; Diversisporales; Gigasporaceae
Source: the annotation of a GenBank genome assembly
AUGUCAACUAGAGAGCAAGGCGAUCAUGUGGAAAUCAAAGUAGAUGAAUUUGGAGGUCAUGAACCUAAAAGGCAAAAUUUUCCACAUGAUAUAAAGUUAAUUUGUUCACCUAAUCUCAAAUAUAUUGCAACAUUAAACGAAAAGGAUGAAAGCAUUCUUAUAUGGCCGGUUUUAGGUAAUGAAUCAUAUUUAAAUGCAGAUAAAAGUUUCAAGGUUACAGAACUUGAUACAAAUGAAGAUAGCAAAAAUGUUUAUAAAUUGGAAGAGUUGUCUGAUGAUGCAUUAAUAGUCUUAAUAAGUGAAACUUCUUGUAUCAUGUAUGAUACUAAUAAAGAGCAACAUGUUGAGAUUCCACAUUUAAAUGAACAGGUGUUACAAACAUCUGAAAUAUAUGUUUCUUUUUUAAAAAAUGGUUAUUUUGCGUUCAUCAGUGAAUCCAAAUUAUAUUUAUAUUCUGUUAUAACUAAGGAUCCAAGAACAUGUUUGCAAUGUAAAAAUAGAUUUGGUUUCAAUAUAGAACUUAAUCAAUGUACCUUAUCUAGAGACGGGAAAUUACUGAUUGGAGAUGGAUUUUUCAAAUCUCAAUGGGAUAUAGACUCUGAAAAAUUCGAAAUACAAUAUCCCAUUGCAAAUGAUUUCGUAUUCAAUAAAUAUGAAAAUUUACAAGCAGUAUGGCACAAUCGUGACUUAACGCUGAAAAUUUACUCUGCAAAAACUGGCAUUAAAAUCUUGUCACGUGAAAUAGAAAUGAAUUAUAAGAAUCAAAAUAAUGAAUAUUUUCAAAUUAGUUUUAUGAAUUUGGGUGAACGCUUAUUAAUCUCUCACUUUACGAAUUCAAAAAUGCAAAAUUAUCUAAUCGAUCCAUAUUCUGAAAAGAAUGCAACUAUUAAAUUGGACUUAUACGAUGAACUUAAUUCGAAAUAUGUUGGAUUUAUUCCUAAAAGGAUAUUUGAAAACAAGGUUAUAGGAAUUGUCAAUCGUAAAGUUCUGAUACAUAAUUUAUUUCAGGAACAUUAUCAAAAUUAUCUGCGAGAAGAAAUUGAUGAUAAGAACAAUAUCCGCUUCCUCAGCAUUAUGAAAGAAAUAUUAGAUAAAAUGAAAGAUGCAAAAAGUGAAAUUAGUAGUACAUUGAAAGUUGAUAUAGAACUAAAAGGUCAAAUAAAGGGUAAGCAUAUGAAUCUAGUUAAUUGGGAAUUUAAUGAAAAUUCUGAUGGAAAAAUGGAAUUAUCUGCAAGGAAAGGCAACAUAAAUCUUGCUAAAUUAAACGUGACGGAUAUAUACGUUGAAAAAAAUUCACUUAAAUCUUUGAAUAUUCUUACAUUUAAAUUAUUGACUAAUGACGAAUUAAUGGUAAUAACAAAGUGGUACCAUUCAUCGAUAAAAGAAUUUACAAUUAUUGUGGCUUUUGAUGAUGACAAAAGUAUCCGGAUGAAAUAUUUUUUCGAUACAAAUUAUUUGAAAAACCUCUUGAAAGUGUGUAAUGAUCUUUUGGAGAAGUGUAAGAUGGAUAGUGAAAUGGAUAAAGAUCUCCUGAAGAUGUAUAAAGAUCUCUUUAAGGUGUGUAAAGAUCUCUUAGAGAAGCGUAAGAAGGAUAGUGAGAUAGAUAACGAUCUCUUGAAGUGUAAAAUAGUAUCUGAAAAACUAUUUUCUGUAGAUUAUUUUAAAUUUAUUCUUAAAAAUUUUGAUUUUGGAUUUUUUGAACCAAAUAAUACAUUGAGCAAUCUAAUUAAAGAUCAUAUCAAUGAUACUUCAUUUUUUGCGUUAUAUGCCCAAAAUCUAUUAGAAGCAGCAAUUUCAGAGCAAAGAAUCGAUCUUGUUGAUCAGGUUUUUGACAAAUGUAUGAAAUUAAUCAAGAAUGAUCCAGCUGAAAUUAAUGUUCUCAAAAUAAUCUCAUCCCUUUCAAUUAAAGUUCAUGAGACUUAUCCUGACUAUUUUAAUAGAUUUAUAUCACAGACCUCCUUAUUAUUAAGUCCUAGUCAUGUUCUUAAUGAACCUAUAGUUUAUACAUCUGAUCCUCAUCUUCACCCACAUGCAGCAGAGCCUUAUAUGUUUAAACUUAAAAAAGAAUUAGUUGAUAAACAAUUCACUGUACCCGCUAUUCACUUUGUUGUACCGUUAGCAGGCUUUUCAUCAUAUGAUACAGAUUUUUCAUUUUGGAAAGAAAUAUUUGGAAGAUCUAAAUCAAAUGGAUUUCUCAUAUUUAAUUGGAAGCGAUAUGUAUUUAAUUUAUGGAAUUGUUUUGAUUUUGGAUCCUUAACUUUUCCUGUCGCCAUUUCUAUCUAUUGGCUAAUAAAUGGCUCUCCACCGCUAUGGGCACCUUCAUUAGCAUGCUUGUUUCUUGAUAUAAAAUUCUUAUUCUAUUUAAGAGCUUUUGAAUACUUUGGUGUUUAUUUUGCUAUCAUUGUUGGCGUAGCUCAGACUGUGUUUUCAUAUUUAAUAGUUUUAGGAAUAAUUAUACUUGCAUUUACUCAUGCACUCUAUAUAUUACUUCAGGAAGACAGUAAAAACAUGACACAUAGAGAUAAAGUUCAUAGAAAAAUUAUAGAAGUUAAGAACGAUAAAGAUUUAACAGAAGAUAAAAAACCAGUUAUUAGUAAUUUACUCCUAGAACUGACUGGAUUAAAUAUAAAAUCUGAAGAAUCUGAACAAGAAGAAGCAAAUUUAAAAUUAGAUAAUGAUAUUCUCAAAAAGCUUUUGGAGCUAGUUAAAAAAGAUAAAGAAACUGAGUAA